CAGCCCUCUAGUAGUGGCAGCAACCAACACAAGUGUGUUGAGUCUCUCCUCGCUGCUUCAGUUUUUGUGCUGUAUAAACCAGCCAUUUAUCAUCAAUCAUGGCCGCCGGAGUACAAAUCUAAACCCGUCUUCCCUCCCUGUCGUUUGGAGGGGAGGAUUUUGUUUGAGGGAACAGAUAUUAGUCCCACACUGAUUUGGAUUUCCUCUUGGAAUUACAAUACAUCUCACAAGGGAAUACCAUUCAUGUCAAUACUCCAAAAUGCAGCCGCCGCCGAGGAAGGUCAAAGUGACACAGGAGCUGAAAAACACACACGCAGAGCAGAUGACAAGACUGCACUUUAAACACCAGACUGAAUGUGACCUGCUCGAAGAUAUGAGGAGCUACAGUCUGAAGAAAGGACAGCUGGAAAGGGACUAUGCACAGGCUCUGCAGAAGUUAGCAAGUCAGUACCUUAAGAGAGACUGGCCUGGAAUCAACCCUGAUGACCAGAGAACAGACUACAGGAAUGUGUAUGCAGUGUGGAGAUCCUACUUAGAAGGUACAGUGCAGGUGAGCCAGUCCAGGCUCAACGUGUGCGACAACUACAAAAGUCAAGUAUCAGAGCCAUCUAAGACUGUUAGACUCUACAAGGAGCAGCAGCUGAAAAAGACCAUAGAUCAGUUGAGUGGCAUUCAAGCUGAGCUGCAGGAGUCGGUGAAAGAAUUGGCCAAAGCCAAGAAAAAAUACUAUGACUGCGAGCAGGUCGCCCACGCCGUACGAGAGAAGGCUGACAUAGAGGCCAAGUCUAAAUUGGGACUUUUUCAAUCAAGAAUUAGUUUACAGAAAGCAAGUGUGAAGUUGAAAGCAAAAAGAAGUGACUGUAAUUCAAAGGCAACACAGGCCAGGAACGACUACUUACUUACACUAGCUGCUGCCAAUGCUCACCAUGACCGGUACUACCACACAGAUCUGCUGCACUGCAUACAGGCUCUGGAUGGCAGGAUCUAUGAGCAUGUGAAAGACUACCUGGUAGCGCUGUGUCGGACAGAACUAGAGGCCUACCAAGCCACACAUAACACCUACCAGUUCCUGUUGGAUAAAUCUACCAGGAUAAUACAGGAGUUCAACCAGCAGUUGUUCAUGCAGGAGAAUCCCAUAUUUCACAAAGCACAAGACUUUCAGUUCCAGCCUAGCGAAUGUGACACGAGUCGUCAGCUGGAGUCAGAGACGGGGACGACAGAGGAGCACAGCCUGAACAAGGAGGCCAGAAAAUGGGCGACCAGAGUAGCACGAGAACACAAGAAUAUCAUACAUUACAAGAGAUGUUUGGAAGAGUGUGAGAGCCAUGGGUUGCCCCCCACAGAGCAGGGCAGACUGGAUCUAGAGCUGAAGAUAGAAGACACAAAAGAAAGCAUGCGGAAAGCUGAGACAAUAAAACUAAAAGCCGAGGCUCGCCUGGACCUUCUGCGGCAGGUGGGGGUUGCUGUGGACACGUGGCUGAAGAGUGCUAUGAACCAGGUGAUGGAGGAGUUGGAGAAUGAACGUUGGGCCAGCUACACAUCCCACGAUCCCUCACUGUCGGGCACAGUGGACUUGGAGCGUGAGGAAGGCGAGGAGUGUGAAGAGAACAUGGAGGUUUUUGACGAUAGCAGUUCUAGUCCUUCAGGGACCCUUCGAAACUACCCACUCACCUGCAAAGUCCUGUACUCAUACAAGGCCUCUCAGCCAGACGAGUUAACUAUUGAUGAGAAGGAGAUGUUGGAGGUCAUUGAAGAUGGAGAUAUGGAGGACUGGGUCAAGGCUCGCAACAAGACCGGUCAAGUGGGCUAUGUCCCAGAGAAAUACCUGCAGUUCCCAACUUCCAACAGUCUGCUGAGCAUGCUCCAGUCUCUGGCCACACUUGAUGCUCGAUCGCACACCUCAUCCAAUUCCACAGAGCCGGAGCUGCACUCCAAUUGCGUCAAUGGAGACACUAACGCCAUGUAUGUCCGUGCACUUUAUGAUUACGAGGGCCAGGCGGAUGAAGAGCUCUCCUUUGCAGAGGGAGCGGUGAUACGCCUUCUGAAUCGCGACACCCAGACAGACGAUGGCUUCUGGGAGGGGGAGCUCAAUGGACGAGUGGGUGUGUUCCCCUCCGUGCUGGUAGAAGAUCUCACAGAGAACGGGGAGACCAGUGGUGGAGGGACAGGUGACAUACAGAUUUCACCAUCUCUGAAGCUGCCAUCUUCUCUGCCACCUCUUCCGCUCUAUGACCAACCUCCCAUCAGCCCUUUCACCAGCCCCGAGACCUCCACUCCGCCUCCUCUCCCACGCUCACCCUCAACUGCACUCAAUGGGGAACACAAGCCCCCGCCUCCUGCCUCUUCACACAAGGGAUCGCUAUCCACCCACAAUCAAAGCUCUGGCAGGAGUCCAGUAUCUCCUGGAUUUGCUCAGACUCAGCCUCUAAGAUUCACUCCUGAAGGAGGCCCCAGCAAACUACGACCUGUGCGAGCUGCUCCUCCUCCCCCUAAACAACACUCCCGCCGACAGCAGGACAAGAGCGACAAAACAGAAGAGGUGGAGAUCACACUGGUGUGACAGACAGCCGAGCUAGCAAGCGGUUAUAGAGAUAUGAAAAAAUCCUAACAGAAGACAGACACACGUAUCCUACAGGCUGGGGAACUGAACUGCUCUGAACUGAAGUCAGCCAAAAUAAAGUGAUGUGAAGUGAACUGAACUGAAGCACGUCUUUCGCCCUCAGCCUCUACACAUCUUCUCUCAACCUCAAGUUGAGGAAGAGAGCAGGGACACGGGAUAAAAAGAGUAUCCGAUUAAAUAAUCUCCGUAUUAGCUUCCUAAUGAAGUGCAGCAGUAGCUGCCCCCGCAUCCCUUCCUGCCCUCUCCUGUCCUUCCAUUCUUGCCUUAAAAUUUCACCUCAUCGGGCAGCAAGCCCGAGCACACUCAAGAGGAGGAAGAAUGUUAUUGUGAGGGGUUGUGAAGGAAAAUUAAUGAUGUGUUUGGCAAGGUUUCUUUCAUCAUAUUAAGCUUACUCUAAUAUAAUUUUAUUAGCAAAUGUUAAUCAUGAGCCAAAUUAUGGAGACCUUAAACUGACUAAAUGAAGUUUAGACAUUCAAGAAAUCUAACAUGGAUUUUUGAAGGAGUUGUUAUACUUUAAAGGGGUAUCAAUUAUCUUAUUUAGCUGCACAUUAAUUCCCUUUUGGUGACCAUUUUUUCAUUUGUAUGCUAACAUUUGAGAAUUACAAAGCAGAUCAGUUUGCAGGAAUGAUUUUACUUGUUUUUUAUAGUUAGCUUAUUUAACCAAAAGUUAUGAUCAUGAAACACAGAAAACAGCUUUUUCAGCUAGUUAAAGGAAAGGUAAAAUGUGUUCAUCAGGCUAUAAAACCUGUGCUAGUCAUUUUUAUUUAUAAGGAUUCUGAACUACAUACUUCUGUGGCAUUGCAUCGCUUAUCUGUUCAAAUGUCACCAAUGUUUUAACCCUUGUAACAGCAGCGGAACAAUUUUAGCUGGUGAGUUCACAAAGUGAGCUAAAAACCAAUAUACAACCAUAACAUGAGACUCAAGUGUUUACCUUUAAUUUAUCAUAAUUUAACAAGGAAUAUCAAUGAAAAUGCUUUCCUGUCAGAUACAUCAACAUUACUAAAAAAGCAUUUCUGGUCACAAGGUACAAUUAAUAAGUUACUGCCAUUUAUUUUUGUUUUAACCAGAUGCCUGCAAAGUCCCUAAAAGGUAUUUAUCCCUGUAAAUGCCCUCUGUUCCCAGCAUAAUCUUUCCAAGUUGCAGUAAUGUCUCUGAAGACACUGAUAAAUUCUUAAACUUUGAAAGUGAGCAACACAGUAGUCACCAGUUAAUCCAGUGCCAGUUAAACUGUGACACUGGCUGCAUUCAUCAGACAAAAUAAUGAUAAAAAAGGUGACGAGUGAAAACUUCUGGCUGUGUUUUGUUACUUAUGAGUCUUAAAAUCGCAACAUGCGAUCAAGUAUUUUAGGAUCAUUUAACCCUUAGAAGUCCACUGGCUAUUUUAUUGCCAUUAUGUAAAUACUUUUCUUUUGACAAUAUACACCACUCAGAAAAUGUUUACCAUUCUCAUGUUUGAUAUAAUUUUUUCAACACAACCACAACUUUGUGAAAUAAAUACUACUUUUUGCUUUAGCUUACUGUAUUAGAUAUAGGACCUCCAAAAACACACACAUUUAAAUUGUUUUUUAAAAAAAAUAUCUGACAUGAUGAAAUUGUCAUAUCAAGAGUUAGACAUUUAGAAAAUACAUUAAAGUAAUAAAAUUACAUUUCAAGUUAAAAAUUAGUAUUUUAUACAGAAUACAUGUGCAUCAAUAGGUUUUUUUGACCGCUUAUCGUGCCCGAGUUUGAAAUAAUUUUUUUACUUAAUUGUUCAGAGAAAAAUAUGGCAUCUUUGUAUUCCAAGAUCCCCAACAUUGCAAAUUAAGCAUGAAAAGAUGUACAAGUGAGCCAGAAUCAAGCUACAUGCAUACAAAUAAGAUUAUGUAAAUAACAGUUUUUCAGUGUUUAACUGUCCCACUGUAAAAUAUUUUUUCAACAUAAUUACAAGGAAAAUCAAAUUACACUGACUGCAUUUUUUUACAGUAUAAUUCAUUUGCAGAAAGUAAAUUUAAGUUUGUUUUUUUUUCUCCUUCAAAAAAAAUUACAAAACGCUGAAAUUGUGGUUGACCAGUGCCAGUCCUGUAUGGUAUGGGACACUGUGGCCCAUGUAUGAAAUUAAUUUUAUAUCAAAUUCAAUAAUAUUUCCUGUUUUGAUUAACCUAUUGAAAUCAGACAAAAACUGAAAGAGAUUUUGAAAUCACACUUUCCACUCAAAGUAAUUUCAAUGUAAAAUGUGGCUUUCUUCGCUUGCUAUCAUGUAACAAAAUAGCACACGAUGUUACGCCGGUGUUAUCGUGGAUUCCUAUGGCUUAAACAUGAUUUUUUUUUUCUUAAUUUCUAUGAUUUUCGGUUAUUCCAAAUGACCUUUUGUGGCCCACCGACAGUAACUCUAGGGCCCACCGCUGGGCACUGGCCCACACUUUGGAAAGCACUGGCUUAACAAGUAGCUUCCUGGUUAAAACGCUUAAGCUACUGUUACAAGAGUUUAUACAAUACAACUGCAAUAUCAUGCAGUUUUCAAAGCUGCAGAAUACAUUUUUUUAGUCAUUAAGUUCUAUGCAACAGUAAUGUUUGUAAGAGGGCUAGCUAGUUAACAGGCCUUUGGUCUUAAAGAAAGAAACACGAAAAGUUGCACCAUCAGGAAAGUGAUGAGAGACAAAGUAUUUUUCAGCCCCAUAAGAAAGAAAAUUCAAUUGGCUUGUGAAAGGUUAAAAACUUUUAUCAUUGACCUACCUUUGCUCUAGUUUAAGUGCCAGAUCUCUAUAAAAGUAAGCUUACUAAGAGUGAAAAAGACAAAACUUGCCAAACAUGUCAUGUUUAGAGUGCAGCUGGGGUUAUUAAAUGGACAGAGACACUGGGUUGUGUGUGAACGCAGAGACCCCUGGCCAGCCCUACCCUCACCAUAUAUAGUUCUUAUUAUCAUACGUAUUAAAUGUGUAUUAGUACAGUACAUUACUGUUGUCAUAGGAAUGUUAUGCACAGCGUUUCAUAUAGACUUAACUCUGCUGAAUGGAAAACCCUGUCUGAUAUGUAGUGGAAGUUUUAUCCUCAUCUUAUUCUGAAAGGGCAUUGUAAAUACAGUAUGAAGGAGAGAUGAAAGAGGAGAGGAAGGGAGAGAAUGAACAAAUAAGGGAGAAGAUGGAGGCUGGAUCCUCCCUUCUGCUCUUUUUUCCUCUGUAUCUCUUCCCAUCCUUCUUUUCUUUGUCUCCCUCUUUCCUCUGAUGUCUGUUCUGUCUGUUGGCAGUGUGAAUCGGUGGCUAUCAUACACACAUACAGCUACAUUAUAUUUCACAUACAUCGCUAUAACUUCUCUCAUUCUGUGACCCUCUGUAUGCUUGUAUCUCUGAUUGAAGAGGAGGCUGCUGGUGCUUUUAAAGGCACUGAAAGUGUUUGUAUUCACUACAUGGUGACAAAGAAAAGACUUAUUUGAGAUGAUAUCAACACAGAGGUUUUAUUAAUCUCAGAGUGAACUGUAUAUCUCCUCUCACUGAUUAUCUUCACCUACAACAUACGUAUAUCCUUUCUGCAGGUGUUCUAGUUUCGUUUGCCAAGCACCUCCAUCACGUUACUGCUUUUCUGCCAUAUUAAAAACCAACAAUGUGAGUUUUCAACACAGGAGAGAAACAUCUAAAAACUUCAAAUCUCCAAUUUUUACGAUCCUUUUGUUACCCUCAUGUCUUACAUUUCAUCUUCGAUUUAUGGUGGUUGAAACAAAACAAGAGAGGUAUGUGUCACAUGUUAUGGACUAGCAGAUGACAUUCAAAUGAAGCUAAGUACAAUUCUUUUUGUGUUAUUUACUGAAAGUAAUUAAAUCUCCCUCCUUAAAAACCCUUAAAGCCUUUGAAACUCCUUUGCCUAAAGGGCAGCGUAGCACUUUUAUUUAUUUGUACCUCCCCUGGAAAGUAGCACUACCUUUACAUAGCAUCAGAAUGAACAGAAAACAAUCUGACUUCAGAGAAAUCAGGGUUAUUCUUUUCAUUUUGAUUCUGUGGUGGAUCCUUUUUAUUUCUGUGUGACUGAUUACUUUCUUUAUUAUUAUCUCUUUCAAAGAGACGGAGAAAUAAGACAGUGUAAUUUGGUGUUUUUUUAACUUAAACAGAAGAACAAAAAAGACACCUUGCUGAUAGUAAGGGAUGUUUUGUAUGAAGACUUGGAGAGAAAGCAGUUUUAUGUUUAGGUGGUUCAAAUAGAUUAGUAUUUGAUACUAAAGCUGUAAAAGUGUGCCCCCAUUUCCUUUCAACAUAUUUCUUAAACUAGAUUUCUCAAUGUUUACUCUAAAAACCUUUCAAAAUAAACUCAGAAGACAGUCUGAAAAUGCAGCAUACAAGAAAAUCUGAGCUCCUUAAUGAUAGAAGUCUCAUUUGUGGGAACAAAUACAAAAUCUGAAAAGCAUAAACAUGAAGUCUAAACUGUAUAACUCUGGAAAAAACUUUAAAUUGUUUUCGUCUUACACACUAACUUAAAAACUGCAAAAGAGCCUAAGGAUUGAUGAGGUACAUAUGUCAUUGUACUGGUGUGUUUUGAGGAGAUGGGUUAUAGUUUUAGUGAAAUGAAACCCUUCAACACAGUGGUUCUCAACUGGUUGUUCAAAGCCCAGAAGUGGGUCACAAAUGCAUGCCUGUAAAAAGGUUUAGUGGAAAAGACUCUGAUAUUAAGAAGCCUUAAGUGGACAUGCAUCUAUGUAUUUGAUUUUACAUUGUUUUGCAGUGAUAGUGAGAUCUAGUCUAAUUUUUUGAGAUCUUAGAAUAACAAAGCUGUUUUAUCCUGUGAUUGUGUGUUUUCUUCUUGAGAUCUCUAGAAAAGAAAAUCUUGUUAUCAAGGGAAAAAAUGUAUGCAUGCAUGUCUGCUUAGGACUUCUGUGGUAAUUGGCCUUGUUUUGUCCUGCCUUUUUGUUGAGUCUUGCGUUCUGUUUAACCUAAGGUCCACUCUUCUCCAUUAAAUAUAUCUCAUUCGUUGAAAAUUCAGGCUUCUCAUUAAGGAAGUGUUGAUAGGUUGUCAGGCAAAAUCAGCUGAGAACCACUGCUUUAAAAUUCAAGAGGGGUCUGGGUGCAGACCGCACAUUUCUGACUGCCACUCUCACAGACCGUUCAUCUGAGACACCGUAAAUCCAAUAAAAUAGUCCUGUAGUUUGCCGGUACUGUAUAUCUCCAAUUUAGGAUUAAAAAAAAAAAAAAAAAAAAAAAAAUCAGCUUUAUUCAUAAACAAAGUUUUGCAGUUAUACUCAUGAAAUAACCACAUUGGAAACAUUACAAAUUAAGAAACAUUUCAUAGAUCAAACAGAGAAAAAAAGGCCAGAGGUCUAAGCCAGACCAAAUUAUGUAUAGACCUGUUUUAGAAGUAGUAACAUGAACAGUGGAUCACUUAAAUUAUGUUAGCUAUAGCUAAAGCUAACGUUGUUAUGCUAGCUACAUAAUCAACAUUUCCAAAUAAGCCAGUGUGGCAAAGAUAGCUUUAGCAACAUAAGCUUAAGCAAACAAUAGUUAAAGCUAAUGUAGCUAUAUAGAUAGCACACCUAUGCAGCUUACAUAGCUACUUUCUGAGCUUAGCCUUAGUUUCAUUCGUUACUUAGUUGCGUUAUCUCUGUAGCUAUGUAGGUUCAUUAUCUAUAGUUAAGAUAGCUUUAGCAACGUGGGCUUUAGCAAUGUGAGUUUUAGCAAUGCCAACUUUAGCAAAUAUAGAUUAAGCUAACAUAGCUAUGUAGAUAAUAAACCUACAUAGCAUACAUAGCGACUUUGUAAGCUUAGCUUUAGCGACGUUUGCCACAUACUCCAUUUCCUAUAGCUAAGUUAGCUUUAGCAAAGGUAGCUAGAGCUAACUUAGCUCCACAGAUAAUGUUGAUACAUAGCUUACAUUGCUGUUUUUUAAAGGUUAGCUUUAGCAAUGUGAUCUACAUAGCUUAGCUAUGUAGCUCUUUUUUGUAGCUUUGGUAGCUUAUGGAGCUACAUAAGCUAUGCUUGUUGGGUUUUGUAGGUUAGGUUUUUGAUUUUAACUUAUGGUAUUCUAACUGUUACCUUAACCCUUCCCAUAACUCUAAACAGAAGUUUAAUCUUUUGUUAUUUAAAGGUUUUAGCAUGCAUUUCUGCUCUGAGACAUGUGUUGUCUCAUAUGAACGGUCUGGGAGAGUUGCUGUCAGAGAUAAAUGGUCUGCAACCAGACUAUCCUUUAAAAUUCGGAUCUAGGUUUUAAUUCUUCGGUUUCCUAUUUGUGAAGUAAAGUAAAAUUCUAAAACAAUCAUGUUAGAAUGAGCAUCAUGUUCUGAUCCAAAUCUCUGCCCUUUUUGUUAUCAACUUGUAAAAGCGUCAUUGAGUUUAUCUGAGUGGCAGCUUCAACUCUCUGGGAUCUUAUAUCUAGUGGUUUUACAAUCUUGUUUCAGAGUUUAUGGUUUAGAGCAGCAUCACUCAGAACUUUCACCCACAAAUACAUAAACAAUUCUUCAGAUGUCUGAUUUAUGACAUCUUUUGGCCUGUUGCCACUUUGAACAUGAAUAUUCUCACUUUUAAGUAGUCCCCUUGGCCCGUCGUACCAUUAAAUUAUUUGGUAUUGGCCUCUUUUAUGCAUUUUGCUUUUCUUUCUUUGAUUUGUAGCAGCUGCCCUGCUGCUACAUUUAACAAUGUGGUGGAACAACUUGCCUUCUCUCUCUCUCUUCAUAGACUGUUGCCAUGUUGACAAUAUUGAGAAAAGGUGCAAAAGUCUUUCAGCAUAUUAUUACUGGCUGUACAAAAAAACAAAGUUUGUAUUUAUUGUGUACAAAUGUUAAUUAAUAA
Cheilinus undulatus (humphead wrasse) is the source of this 9363-nucleotide messenger RNA. RefSeq names its product F-BAR and double SH3 domains protein 2-like. Gene Ontology annotation, biological process: neuromuscular synaptic transmission; regulation of actin filament polymerization. Gene Ontology annotation, cellular component: recycling endosome; neuromuscular junction. Bases 260 to 2560 code for a protein of 766 amino acids. NCBI's taxonomy places the organism in Eukaryota, Metazoa, Chordata, Actinopteri, Labriformes, Labridae. The record is from RefSeq and is a predicted model, not a curated record. Gene Ontology annotation, molecular function: protein binding. The transcript has 21 exons.